Cimex lectularius (bed bug) is the source of this 5338-nucleotide messenger RNA. Its product is annotated as adenylate cyclase type 8-like. The record is from RefSeq and is a predicted model, not a curated record. Gene Ontology annotation, cellular component: plasma membrane. The transcript has 27 exons. Gene Ontology annotation, biological process: adenylate cyclase-activating G protein-coupled receptor signaling pathway; cAMP biosynthetic process; intracellular signal transduction. The coding region runs from base 468 to 4634 and encodes 1388 amino acids. NCBI's taxonomy places the organism in Eukaryota, Metazoa, Arthropoda, Insecta, Hemiptera, Cimicidae. Gene Ontology annotation, molecular function: adenylate cyclase activity.
CAUGCAGGUCAGUCGAAACCGAAGAGGUGGAGGGAGUCCAACGAGGCCGAAGCAAACCGAAAGCCAGAUACCGGCUCUCUUUCUACACGACGGCCGAUUUACAACCGAAGAGUUUUCUUCCGCCCCGAUCAACAGGUGUCAAACCGCCGGUGGAUUAUUUCUCCUGCAUCCCUGCCUCGUGCAGACUGGCGAUAGUCACAAUCCGACCCCGAUUGGCGCAUGCUCUAACUUCAGAGCCGCCUCGCGCCGGCCACAGUCUUUCCCUGGACCCACGAACGUCAACACGCCGCUCAUCUUCACCGCAGUAACGUCUUCGUUGAGAUCGUUGAGUAUAAUAAAAUUGCGGAAAAAGUUCAACAAUAAAAAUCACAACUCAACAAGGUUUCAUACCUUGAGGAAGGAAGGGGCAGCUCUGUUGGCAGCUAUUGUAACGCGUUUUACCAUGAGAGAGUAGUUGCGCCCUUCAGAUGGAGCAAGAAGAAGUGAUGGAAGCGGAUGAGAAACCUUCUAAGGUGUACAGAUACAAGAACCGAUGGGUCGAGGCUGUACACAAAAUUAAAUCUCAGUCCGACACGGAGAGCCAAAGCACAACACCCACCGUCAAGAUUUCAAGUCAUGACGCUCAACCUGAGGAGCACAAUGGAGAAGAGAGAAGGAAGCCUUCUGUUAUCGAGGAGACGUCCCAGACUCAAGAUCUGGAUGAAACCGAGGUCUUCAAAAGAGGCAAGGUCUACAAGGGCGUCUAUCUUCUUUCGUUGACCAACAGUUUCAGAGAAAAGCGCCUUGAACUAGCAUACCAGCGCUACUCCCACCGGCAGAGGCAGAGAUCUCUGAUCAUAGUCAACCUGGUCGACGCCAUCGUCAAACUCGUAGUCGCAGGAAUAGCGUGCGCUCACGGCCAAGAAUUGGGCAGCGAAGACAGACUCAUCUGGACAAGCGCAGGGCUCGUCGCGAACGUCACACUGUGCGCCUUGGGCUGUUGGAGGAAUUUCGCUAACAAUUACCUCCACUGGGCUGCAUUAGCGACAUGGGCCACACUAAACGUGCAAGGUUUGUGGGGAAAGUGCUUUGGGUUUUCUCCUCCUGAGUAUCUCGUUUGGUACAUUCUGUUUAUUAUUUUUGUAACAUAUGCUAUGCUCCCGUUGCCUUUGAGGUGGUCCAUCGCCGCAGGUAUGGUCACGUCGAUUGUCCACGUCCUGCAGACGGCGAUAGUACUGCACCGAUCGAAUGUGGUUUUCUCCUGCACCCUGAAGCAGAUUGUGGCGACGAGCCUGCUCUACUGCGCCGUCAACUUCACGGGGACUUAUACCAAGUACCUAACCGACAGGAGCCAGAGGAAGGCCUUUCUGGAAACUCAUAGGUCCACGGAGACAAGGUUCAAGACGCAAAAGGAAAACGAACAACAGGAGAAACUUCUUCUUUCUGUUCUUCCGGAUUUCGUUGCCAGAGAGAUGAUAAGGGAUAUAGCAAACGAAUCGGAAAGGGGUGCCUUUACACCGCACCAGUUUCACAGAAUUUAUAUCCAUUGCUACGAAAAUGUCAGCAUUUUAUUCGCGGAUAUUAAAGGAUUCACCGCCUGGGCUAGUCAAACCAGCGCUCAAGAACUAGUGAGAGUUUUAAACGAUCUAUUCGCCAAAUUUGACAAGCUAGCAAUGGAAAACCACUGCUUGAGAAUAAAACUUCUCGGCGAUUGCUACUACUGCGUGUCUGGCCUUCCUGAAGAACGUCCCGACCACGCUGCUUGCUGCGUCGAGAUGGGUCUGCACAUGAUCAAAGCCAUCAAGGACGUUAGAAACAAACUAAACGUCGACUUGAACAUGAGGAUCGGCAUCCACUCCGGGUCAGUCCUCUGCGGCGUGCUCGGCUUGCGGAAAUGGCAGUUCGACGUUUGGUCUUACGACGUCACCCUGGCCAACCACAUGGAGUCGGGCGGCAUACCCGGAAGAGUCCACAUAUCAAAAGCUACCUUGGGUUGUCUGAACAACGCAUACGAGGUGGAACCCGGAUACGGAGAAACUAGGGACCCGUACCUCAAGGAGCACGAGAUCGAGUCGUACAUUAUCAAACAACAGGUGCCGACGAAGCAGACGCAUAAAAUAGGACGUGAGAUCUCGAGGACGAGGCUCUGGUCCGAAGGAGAACAGACGCUCAUCGCAGUCCAACAAGUUGUCAAAACCAAAUCCACUAAUUGUUUGAAUACCUUCUUUAAAUCCCUGAGAAGGUUCAUCCCGGAUAUUUUUGGUUACAUUGCAGAGAAGGAAAGGAAAAAACAAGUAGAUAGCAACGGGAACCACGGCAACCACACGGCGGGCAUCGUUGAGGAUUGGACGCCGGAAAUACCUUUCGAAAAUUUGAGCUCGACCGGACAAGAGCCAGAGAGGAGUGAGGCGGACAACGAAGCUGUAGCAGAUGUGAGUACUGCAGAGGAGGCCGACAUCAUGAUGGACCAUUGCAUAGAGGUGGAGAGCAAUCAGCGGAUGCGCAAGGAAAACAUUAGCCCUUGGACACUUCGGUUUAGGCAGCCACACAUGGAAGAAGAGUUCUGCCAGUUGAGAGAAGACAUGUUCAAAUCAAACAUGCUCAUCUGUUAUGUUAUAUGGCUCUUCAUAGUCGCAUCACAAACUGCUAUUCUUCCACGUUGCAAUGCACUGGUCGGCUAUGUCGUUUCAGCCACAGUUUUACUGACAUGUGCGGUUCUGCUGGUCAUGGCAGAAGAAUUACCAAGACUUCCUCAAAAACUGCAACACAUCUCAUCUGUUCUAGUUCAUAAUAGGUUCAGAAGGACGAUUUUCAUUUUAGCGUUUGUAGCAAUAAUGGCUAUAGCUUCCACACUAACACUGGUCUUGUUACCAGAUCACUUACUUAUAAGCAAUAUAGUAAAGAAUAAUACUCAAACUGAAUUCAGUUGUCAUGAUAGUGAAUGCGAUGACGGCAUGAAAAGGAUUCAAAGAGAAAUAGAAGAUAGCAAUGUAAAGAAAUACACUACCACAAACCUGCCUAUAAUAAAUUUUGAUAAAAAAGGGGUUAUCAAUCCAAAUUUACUUUUUCAAAAUGUAGAACAGAAUUCAAACAUGAGUUCUUAUUAUGCCUUGGAUAAGCAUUUACACACAUAUGCCAGAGUGAAAAGAAAUGCUUCUGGAGUUAGUAUUUCGAAAAAUUCUACUGACCCUUCAGAGAACGACCAUUACUUCAAAUCCUGCAUCCAUGUAGAACAUUUGGUGUUCACGUGGGUGCUAUGCCUGAUCGCAUUGGCUACGACACUGAAAGUAUAUUUCUUAGUCAAAACGGCUCUGGCUCUAGUCAUGGUCGGUGGGUACACAUGGUUGAUCCUGGGACUUUAUCCAGAAGUGUUCAGACAACCACAGUUGGAUAAACACUUGAAGAUGCCGUUUUUUGCUCAAAUGCUGCUCAUGCUGUCAAUAUUUUUUACACUGGUCGCCUAUCAUGCAAGACUAGUCGAGAUUACCUCAAGGUUGGACUUUCUCUGGAAAUUGGAAGCCCAACGUGAAUUGGCUGAUAUGCGGGAAACGAGAAAGAACAACAGACAGCUGCUAAGGAACAUCCUUCCUGACCAUGUCGCACAUCAUUUCUUGCAUGACCGAAUAGCCGAUGAACUAUACUCUCAGUCAAGAAAUAAGGUAGGUGUCAUGUUUGCAAGCAUCCCGAACUUCACUGAAUUCUACUCAGAAGACGUUAACAAAGGCAUGGAGUGUAUAAGGCUUCUGAAUGAAAUCAUUGUUGAUUUUGAUGAACUUCUCUCAGAACCUCGGUUUGGUUCUAUUGAAAAAAUUAAGACAGUCGGGGCAUGCUAUAUGGCCGCCUCGGGGCUGAAUCCCACACACGAGGCUAUUGAUGGCUAUUCGCACGUCUGUGCCCUGGUUGAUUUUGCCUUAGCAAUGAAACAAUCAUUAGAAAACAUCAACAAACAUUCAUUUAAUAAUUUCCACUUAAGAGUUGGAAUAAGCAGUGGACCACUAGUAGGAGGAGUGAUUGGUGCUCGAAAGCCAGUGUAUGAUAUUUGGGGCAACACAGUAAACGAAGCCUCUAGAAUGGACUCCACAGGAAAGAUGGGGAGGAUCCAAGUACCAAAGCACACCGCCAUGAUGCUCAUAGAAAGAGGAUACCUCAUGGAGUACCGCGGCCUGGUCCCGGUCAAGGGCAAAGGCGAAAUGGAGACAUACUUUGUUCUAGGAAGGGGUGAAACCGAGGAGCAACUUACACCUAAGCCAACUAUUCAGCAUGCAUCGCUUGCGGCAGUCGUUUACGGCAUGGUACAAGCAAGGAGGCGUCAUAACACACUGAAACAUGCCACACAAAGCGCAGGAGUUUUAAGCAGGACGAAGUCCCAGCAGGCGACAUCGAUACCAUCAGGACACAAACUUGUCAACUUCAGCAGCUUCCGAAUUUCAAAGCCGUCUCCAUCACCCCUGCGGAGGAACACGACAAGGGCAGGCAGACAGCUGAGCCAGCCAUCGCAGACCUACACAUCUCAAGGGAGCAUGAGGCAGCUGUCCGUCGAUCCCACGCUCCUUCAUUCUGCACCCGAUACUAGGAAUACGUCGCCGAACCUGUCCCAGGGAAAUUUAAGGUCUGUCUCUAUGAACUUCAACAAUUCGACAGAGCAGGCCAGAUGAUGAUCUCCUGCCUCCAGUGAAUAAUUGUGAUACUCUCCGAGUGCUGGAAGACUCAAUCAACUUUAAUACAAGUCCUCUUGGUUGAAAUUAUCGAAACUGAGAUAUUGUGAAAGACCUGAAAGGAAAUCAAAAUUAAUCCUAUGAACAAGGGCCAAAAUAGUUUAGAGACUUUUCUUUGUUUUUGUAAAAGUGGUUUUCCAAAUGAUUAUUUUAUACCAUCUAAACAAUUUAUAAAUGUUUGUUGUCCUGAGAUAUAUUUUAAUGAGUUCAAGACUGGGCGUUGUACUCACACAUUAUAUAGUUUUUACUUCUAAAGUGUUCAAAUUACAUGUUAUAGUUUUGUAUAAAGAUAUAUAUAAAUAUAUACAUAUAUAUGUGAAAUUUUAUCAAGCAAGACAUUUUUCAAUACAUGUUUUAUUUAUAACAUAUAAGGUACACAAACAGUCUUUAAAUAGAGCUGGGUCCUGUCAGCGUUGAGAUGAAACUUCAAUGCAUAUUGAACGCUUGAUAAACAAUCAUAUUAUGCAAAAUUGGAUCAAUUUGAAUUGUGACAACCAAAUUAAAACAGUCGAUGUAUGAUUUCUUCAACAAAACCUCAUUCUAUCUCUAUUCAUGUUUUUAUAACUCUAUUUAAAUUUGUAAAUUAAACAGUGUUAUUAAUUCUACAAAAAAUUUAAUACAACUCUCCUAAAUUCUUUAUUUGA